AUGGCAGGAACCUUAAAUUUAAAUGAUUUAAAAGAUGAAGCUAUAUUAUAUUAUGAAAAUGCUUUAAGUUAUGUUUUUUCAAAUUCUAGUGAUGAAAAUAAAAAGGAAAUACCAUUAUGUGUUAUAUAUCCGAAUGAAACUAUAAAAGUUGGUUUUCCAAUAUAUUCUAUUAAGAAUAUAAAUAAAAAUGAAAAUGUUAUGAAUGAAGAUGAUAAUAAUAAUAAUAGAUUUAAUGAAGAACCAUUAAUUACAUAUGCCUCAGAAUCUAAAUAUUUGUAUCCUACGAAAGUUAGGGUAUUUUAUGGUAUACUAUAUUUAUUGAUAUUUCUGGAAGUCUUUGUUACCCUAUAUUUUAAAGAUAAUAUAAAUUAUAUUACCAGUGGAGAAAUAAAUUUAGGACAAAAAGUAAUUUAUACUUUGAUGUGUGUAUCUCAUUUUUUAGUUAUAAUGUCAAAAUUUAAAAAAUGUAAAUCAUAUUUAUUUGAUAUAUAUACAUCAUUAAGUUUAUUUUUUUUUAUAUUAUCUGUUUUAACAAUUAAUUGUUUUAGUAGUGCUUUCAUUUCCAUAAUACAAUUUUUUAUUUUUUAUUUACAUCUUAAAAUUAAUUUUUAUGUUAUGCCUCAAUCAUGUGUUAUUCCUCCAUAA
Molecule: messenger RNA, 645 nt
Organism: Plasmodium reichenowi
Lineage: Eukaryota; Apicomplexa; Aconoidasida; Haemosporida; Plasmodiidae
Exons: 2
Coding region: 1-645 (214 amino acids)
Source: RefSeq, a predicted model, not a curated record